AAGCGGCGGUCCCAGCGUCAGUGGGGGCUGAGAGCCGCUGCAAGCACCUUGCACCCACCCACACACACACACAGACACACAACACACACACACAAGCCCUUUAUAAACAAGGAGUGGGAGCCAGAGCUGCUCCAGUCUGCAGAGUCCCAGGGAGGAGGAGGAGGAGGAGGAGGCUGGUAUCGAUCCUGCAGCAAACCUGUGGCUCCAGUGUAGCGAGGGGUCUGGGACAAACCUCGACCACCCAUGAACUCCAAUGGAGACCCUGCAGCCGAGGAGGGAGGCAAGCUGGAGACUCUGAUCCAGACGCUGCAGAAUUCCGUGCAGGGUGCCGGGAAGGGGCAAGGAUUCGUAUUUCGGGGAGAUAAAGAGGGAUCGCCACUGACCUGCCUCUCCGCCAGGAUACGGGAAAUUAUCACCAAAAACUUCAUGGAGGAGCAGGCUUCAGCUGACGCGCAGGAGAUGUCGUCGCUGCGGCCUCUGCAGGAGGAGAACAGCAUCCUGCAGCAGGAGCUGUCCCGUGUCGAGGACCUGAUGGCGCAGAGCCGCGCGGAGCGGGACGAGCUGGCCAUCAAAUACAACGCCAUCAGUGAGCGGCUGGAGCAGUCCCUGCGGUUGGAGACGGGAGAGCGGGAGCGUGAGAGCCUGGAGAACAAGAGCCUGGCGCAGCAGAACAUCGAGCUGAGGCGGCGACUGGAGGAGGAGCAGACGUCGUACAAACGCAAACUCCAUGCCUACCAGGAGGGGCAGCAGCGGCAAGCUCAGCUGGUGCAGAAGCUGCAGUCCAAGGUCGUCCAGUACAAGAGGAAGUGCGGCGAGGUGGAGCAGCAACUGCUGGAGAAAGCUACUGAGCUGGAACACCAUCGACUGGAGAGCCAGCUGGACAUGACGGACAUGGGGAUGCAGCGCGGUGAGGAGGAGCAGAGCACGGAGCUGGAGAACAUCCUGAUCCGUCUGGAGGAGGAACAGCAGAGGAGCGCCAGUCUGGCGCAGGUGAACUCGAUGCUGCGGGAACAGCUGGACCAGGCGGGCAGCGCCAACCUGGCACUGAGCGAGGACCUGCGCAAACUCACCGCCGACUGGAGCCGCGCCCGCGAGGAGCUGGAGCAGAAGGAGGUGGAGUGGAGGCACGAGGAGGAGUCCUUCAACAUGUACUUCAGUAACGAGCACAACCGCCUGCUGACCCUCUGGAGACAAGUCGUCGGCUUCCGGCGGCACUUCAGCGAGAUCAAGUCGGCCAGUGAACGGGACCUGUCGGAGUUGAGGAAUGACCUGGCCCGAUCCUCACGGACCAUCCACGCCUCGUGCCUCAACCUGAGCGGGCACCUGCGGCUGGCAGAUGGCAGCGCCACCGUGCAGCUGGAGCAGCGGGCAGCACAGCUGGCACAGCUGGAGGAACAGCUGCGUGACAAGGUGCGGCAGAUGAUGCAACUGCAGAGCAAGUACGACCUGGAGCGGGCAGAGCAGAGCUGCAGAGUGACGGAGCUGAUGGUGACUGUGGAUCGAUUGAAGGGCCAGAUCAGUGAGAGGGACAGGACCAUCAGCAGCCUGAACCAGACGCUGGAGAGCCUGGAGUCGAGCCGGGCUGAGGCACAAGAUGCCCAGGAGGGGGCGCAGUUAGAGAGUGUGAAGGCCGAGAUGGAAUCCCUGCACCAGAUCCUCAGUGACAUCGCGCAGGUGGUCAUCUCGGACACUGAUGGAGGGUGUCAGCCAGGCCCCGCCGAGCGGCCUGGAGACGUUGCUGAGACGGACAGCGCUAACCUGGGGCUGCCAGACCUGCGCACCCCGUCUCCACGGCGACGGGCCUCUCCCCACCGCAGCCGUUCCCCCGGUCGCCGCUCCUCGCCGGCUUUCACCAACUCCGUGUACGUGGCUGUACAGGGGGCCGUGCAGAGGAGGCAGCUCCUGGUCCAGGAGCUGCGUGCCAGGUACGAGUCGGCCCAGGACUCUGUGGGCAGCCUGAAGAGGCAGCUGGCAGACAGCGAGGGUGAUCGCCGCGCCCUGGAGCAGCAGAUCCUCAAGCUCAAGGAGGAGACGGAGGCCUCGGUGCGAGCCAGGGACGACGCCAAGCGAGACGCCAGCCGCUUCCGCUCCUCUGCCGACCUGCUGGCAAGCGAGAAGGGGAGCCUGGAGAGAUGCAUGCAGUCGCUGCAGCAGCGGGUGGAGACCAUGCGCGGAGAGGCGGAGAAGCUGCACCUGGCCAACGGCGAUCUCCAGCGGCAACGGGACAACAUGGAGGACGAGAAGGAGGACACGGUCAAGGACAAGGAAAGGGCGCUGAAGGAGAUCGAGCGAGGCCACAAGAUGAUCGAGCAGCUGGAAGGAAAGAACUCGAGCGUGAGGAAGGAGCUGGUGCAGGUGAAGGAGGCGCUGAGACAAUCCUCGCUGGUCAAGGAGGUGCUCGAGAACGAGAAGGCUGAAAUUAAAGAGGCUCUGGCCAAGGUGCAGAGCGCCAACGUGGAGUUGGAGGUGGUCCUGGGCAAAGUGCGGACGGAGCAGGCAUCGCUGCGAGACUCUCUGUCUAAGAUGAGUGCCAUCAACGAGGGCCUGGCCCAAGACAAAGUGCAGCUGAACCAGAUCAUCCUGGAGCUGGAGGAGGAGAAGGUGUUGCUACUGGGGCAGAAGAAGGAAAUGGAGCAGGAGAAGGGCUCGAUCCGUGACGAGCUGGUACGCCUGGAGCAGGAGAAGCUCGACCUGCAGGCCGAGCGGCACGGCCUGGAGCACAGCCUUCAGCUGGCGGAGCAGAGUCGACACAGCCUCCAGCACGACCUCCUCGCAUCCCAGCAGGACAAGCGAGAGCUGCAGGAGCGGCUCGGACAGGUGAGCCGCCAGAAGCAGAGCGUGAGCGAGGAGCUGGCGGAGCUGCAGCGGGAGGUGCUGCGGCAGGCCGAGGCGCUGGUGCGGGCAGCCAGAGAGAGGGAGGAGGUGACGAGGCUGAAGGCCGGCCUGGAGGUGCAGCUGUCGGCCGCCGAGCGCGAGUGCCGGGUGCUGGCGGACGAGGCGACGGCGCUCCGGUGUGAGAAGGAGGGUCUGGAGACAUCUGUGUACGAGAGCCGUCAGUGGCAGUCGCUGCUGGAGACACAGAAGGAGCAGCUGGAGGGAGAGAACCAGGCGCUGCUCCAGGCCAGAGAGGCCUUGCAGGCUGAGAGUGGCCGUGUGCGUUCGGGGCUGGAGGGGGAGGUGAUCAAGCUGGAGCGGGACAGGGACGCCCUGGAGCAGAGAGUGUGUGAGAGUGAACGGCAAUGCCAGCUCACCCUGCAACAGGAGCAGGCCGCACACCAGGCCGACCUGGAGCAUCUGCAGCACGAGAAGGAGGCCGUGCGCCAAGGGCUGGAGGAGGAGAGGGAGGAGCUGCUCCAGCAGCUGAGGCAGGAGCGCGAGGAGCUCAACGCCCGCUUCGAGGCCGAGAAAGAGGAGCUGGCGGAAGAGGUGGCUGGCCUGCAGCAGGAGCGGGACGAGACUCUGUUACUGGCUGAGAACGAGAAGCAGCAGCUCCUGUCCCUGAAAGAGUCGGAGAAGGCCAUCCUCUCGGAGAAGCUGGCCAGCGCUCAGCGGGAAUUCGCCAACGCCGCCAUCGACCUGGAGCAGCAUCGGAGAGAAGCCGGCACCCGGCACGAACAAGACCGGAGCCAAGUUAACGACCUGACAUCGGAGCUGAAGGAUUUCCAAUUGCGGUUUGAGGAGGUGGUCAACUCUCACGAGCUGGAGAUGAAGACCCAGGAGGACCAGUUCAAGGACCUGCAGAGACUGCGAGAGGCCACUCUCCGGGAGGUGGAGGAACUGAAGACCCAGCUCCAAGUGGCGGAGGACACGCGAGACUGCGCCCGCCGCGACCUGAUCGACGCUCACCGCCGCAUCCGCGAGCACCAGGAGAUGCACGAGUUCCAACACAAGGAGAUACUCGACCUCAAGCGCUCGCUGACCGAUGAAGUGAAGGAGAAGGAGGCGGUGCAGCGGUCCAACGAGGAGCUCAGAUCCAACAUCAAGAAGUCAGAGAGCGAAAGAAUCAGUUUGAAACGAGCGAACGAGGAGAAGGAGCAGAGGAUCUCGGUCCUGGACGAGGCAAAGUCAAGCGGUGAGAAGGACUCGACAGACCUGCGGGCAAACCUGCGCGAGGUGGAGCGAUCGCGCCUGGAGGCCAGGCGGGAACUUCAGGAGCUGCGGCGGCAGGUCAAGACAUUGGACAGUGAAAACACGAAGAAGGGCAAGGAGAUCGUGGACCUCCAGGCCCGGGUGACCCUGGAGGAGCAGCGAGAGGAAGAGGGCAGGCGCGAGGCAUUCGAACUGAAGCAGAAAAUCCUCCAAACUGAAUCCAGCCGGGAGUUGGCUCGUAAAGAGCUCGCCGGCCUGCAGCGCAAGGUGGUGGAGGGGGAGCACGAGUGGAGGAUGCGGGAGCGGGAGCUGGCGGGAAGUCUGGAGGAAGCGCAGGGCAACGGGAAGAAGCUGCUGGACAACGGCCGCAACCUGGAGCUGAAGCUGGAGCGCGCCCAGGCCGACGUCCACCAGCUGAGCCUGAAGCUGAGCGGGGCCGAGGGGCGGCUGGGCGGGCUGGAGGGCGAGCUGGCGCGCCUGGACGGGCUGAAGCGGGACCUGGAGUUCAAGCUCAGCUGCCUGUACUCUGCCCUGCGCCGCACCCUGGGUAUCGGCCGCACCGGGCGGGCGCAGAGCCCCGCCAUCCGUGGGCAAAGCACCUCCCCCCAACGGCGGCACUCCCCCACCAAAGGCUUUGACCACACCUUCGCCACCCCCACCGCCACCACCACCACCACCACCACGGAGGGUGGGGGCAGCCCGAUGCCGCGGACGGUGACCCCCGAGCGCGGCGCCGCCCCCCGCACCGACUCUCCGGAACGCUCGCGGUCACACUCGCCCAGCCGCAGCGAACAGACCAGCACCGACAUCGACCCGGAGGUGGUCCGGGCCGCACUGCGGGAAUUCCUGCAGGAACUACGUGACGCGCAGAGGGAACGGGAUGAAGCCCGCAUGCAGAUGUCGAACCUGUGCAGGCAGCUGAAGGAGAUGGAGGGAGACCGAGACAGCAUCGGCGCCCGCUUGCAGCAGCUGCAGAAGUCUUUGGCCGAGUGUGAGGAAGGUAAGAAGGGCAUUGAUGGGCGGCUGACCAGCGCGCAGACUGCACUGGUGCUGCAGGAGGACACCAUGCGUCGCAACGAUCGGGAACGCAAGGCGCAGCUGGAGAAGAUGGCCGCGCUGGAGAGGACCAUCCAGUCGGCCGACACGGAACGCAGGACCACGCAGGACAAGAUGAGCAAACUGAAAGGCAACGAGGCGAGGCUGGAGAUUGACCGGCGGAAGCUGAAGGACGUUCUGGAUGCGUCGGAGAGCCGCAUCACCAAGCUGGAGCUGAGGGGCCGCGCACUGGAGGGAGAGCUGCAGCGGAGCAGGCUGGUGGCGGGCGACAGGGAGGUCGAGGUGCAGGCCCUGCAGGAGCGGCUCGAGGCCCUGCAGAGGCAGCUGGCCGACAGCCUGGCCAAGGCCGGAAGCCUGCAGCUCACCGCCGAGCGGCUCCACGCCACCCUGGCCAAAUCGGAGGAGGGGGAGAGCCAGCUGAAGGACAAGGUGCAGGGCCUCACGCUGUCGCUUAGCAACAAGGCAGCCGGGGCCUCAGCCCUGCAGGACAAGGCCCAGCAGUUGCAGAAGGCCGUGAGCACCAGCGAACACGACCGUCGCAUACUCCAGGAGCGGCUGGAAGUUGCGCGCCAGGCCGUCGCUGAGACAAAGAAGCAGAACAGCGCGCUGACGGACAGACUGCAGAGCCUGCAGAGGGAGCAGCAGGACAGCGAGCUGCAGCGGGCGGAGCUGGAGAGCCAACUACGCAGGCACCAGGAGGUGCUGCAGCAGCAGCAGGAAGGUGACGAGGCGGCGCUGCGGAGCGUGCAGAAGCUGCAGGAGGACAAGCAGCUGCUGCAGGAGCGGCUGGGGGUGCUGCAGCGCGCCAUCGCACAGCUGGAGAACGAGAAGCGCGAGCUGGAGCGGGCGGCCGUCCGUCUGGAGAAGGACAAGACUGCCCUGAAGAAGACCCUGGAUAAGGUGGAGCGGGAGAGACUGCGCUCGGAGGAGGACACCAUGCGCGUGUCCGCGGAGAAAGGUCGCCUCGACCGCUCCCUCACCACCGUGGAGCAGGAGCUGGUGGAAGCCCAGAGACAAACCCAGCAGCUGCAGGCCCAGCUCUCCGACGUGGAGCAUUCACACUCGCACGGACUGGUCGAGGCGGCCGCCAGGCACCGCCAGGAGCUGCAGAAGGAGACGGACCGUCUGCGAGCGGCGCAGGUCGUGACCGAGAGGACCCUGGAGGCCCGCGAGCGCGCACAUCGUCAGCGGGUUAAAGGACUCGAGGAGCAGGUGUCGACGCUGAAGGACCAACUACAGCAAGAACUUCGCAGACGGCAGCCGCAGUAUUCCCACUCCAUCGUCUCCGGGAACUGACUCCAGUCCGGGACAGCGCAGCGCAGCGAUACGGCAGGGUCUCGUCCCGCACUCUCUUGUUCUCCCACCAGCAAUCACCGUAGAAACAUAGAAAAUAGGUGCAGGAGUAGGCCAUUCGGCCCUUCGAGCCUGCACCACCAUUCAAUAUGAUCAUGGCUGAUCAUCCAACUCAGUAUCCUGUACCUGC
Molecule: messenger RNA, 6628 nt
Organism: Amblyraja radiata (thorny skate)
Lineage: Eukaryota; Metazoa; Chordata; Chondrichthyes; Rajiformes; Rajidae
Gene: crocc
Product: ciliary rootlet coiled-coil, rootletin
Exons: 36
Coding region: 244-6441 (2065 amino acids)
Source: RefSeq, a predicted model, not a curated record